Molecule: messenger RNA, 3913 nt
Organism: Lethenteron reissneri (Far Eastern brook lamprey)
Lineage: Eukaryota; Metazoa; Chordata; Hyperoartia; Petromyzontiformes; Petromyzontidae
Gene: LDLRAD2
Product: low density lipoprotein receptor class A domain containing 2
Molecular function (GO): protein binding
Source: RefSeq, a predicted model, not a curated record
CAGCGCGAACGGCGACUGACGAUUUCGUCCGCGGUGAUAGACCCACGGCCGCUCCACCAUCAGCACCACCACCAGAGCCAUCAGCACCACCACCAGAGCCAUUAGCACCACGACCACCAUCAUCCCUCACGUCACUAACACGACUAUCGCCACCGCGGACAUCACCACCACCACCAGAACUAUCAUCAUUAUCACCACGACCAUCACCACCACCACCACCACCACCACGGACAUCACCACAACCAUCAUCAGUCAACCGCGGCGAGUCAACCAUCAGGGCCCCAUCGCCAGCGUCCACACCGCGACUCGCCUCACUGCCCUCGCCGCGUCGCCCAUCACCACAAACAUCGCCCAUCACCACAAACAUCGCCCAUCACCACAAACAUCGCCCAUCACCACAAACAUCGCCCAUCACCACAAACAUCGCCCAUCACCACAAACACCGCCCACGCCGUCGCUGUGAUCGGCGCGCUGCGAUCGUCGCCAGCGUCACGACCACGCAGCCUCCUCGUCCACCACCAUCAGAGUCUCCACCAGCACCACCAGCACCACCAUCAUCAUCACCGGUGUCUCCACCAGCACCACAAACACGACCAGUUGCCAUAAACUAGUCUACAUUCACAUUACCAGCUUCCGAAGCACCACCACCAUGGCCACUAUUGCCAGGGGUUAACACGAGACCCUCCAUCUACACCACCACCAUCAUCAUCAGUGUCUUCAUCAUCACACCGCUAGUAUCAACAGUUCCAUCAACACCACCAUCACCACAUCGGUGUUAUUACUACCAUCAGUGUCGCAUCACCAUCACAGCCUCCACCACCUCCCAUCACCAUCACCACCUCCCAUCACCACCUCCCAUCAUCACCAUCACCACCUCCCAUCACCACCACCACUUCCCAUCACCACCUCCCAUCACCAUCACCACCUCCCAUCACCACCACCGCCUCCCAUCACCACCUCCCAUCACCAUCACCACCUCCCUACACCACCUCCCAUCACCACCACCACCCCUUCGCAUCACCAUCACCACCUCCCAUCACUACCUCCCAUCAUCACCAUCACCACCUCCCUGGUCACGGAGCGAGUGAGUGGAGGGCGCCACGAUGGACACGCGGAGUCUCGCGCUGCUGCUGAUGAUGAUGAUGACGACUAAGACGGGACUGCUGCUGAUGAUGAUGAUAGCCCCUGGGCGGGCCAUUGACAGCGCGCACCUGGUGGAGGUGUGCGGCCGCUCGCUGACCGCCGAGGGGCUGGUGCUGAGCUCGCACCGCGAGUCGCGCCGCUUCUACUUCGUGGGCGCCGACACCGACUGCUGGCUGAGCGUGCGGGCGGCCGGGCCCGACCAGCGCCUCAUCUUCCAGUUCCGAUUCUUCCUCGUCUACAGCCUCCUCCGCGUGACCCCGGCGCCCGGGGCGAGCCUCUCGCCGCCGCCGCCGCCCAACGCCCCGGCGCUCGACGCCCCGCACGCCCCCGGAGCCUCGGAGGACCCCUGCCACGCCGGCUCCUACCUGCAGUUCUACGACGGCGUCGGCCGGGGCGCCCCGUCGCUGGGCCCCCCGCUGUGCGGCAAGAGCAUCCCGGAGGCCGUGGUGUCGCACGGCCGGGCGCUCACGCUGAGGCUCGUGACGCGCGGCAAGCUGCCCCGCGUCGACUUCGUGGGCGACUUCUCGGCCUUCACGCUCGAGUCGAACGGCAGCAGCGGCGCCACGUGCGGGCCCGACCCGUGCACGAGCCGCUACUUCCGCUGCCGCAACGCGCGCUGCGUCCCCUGGAGCCUCGUGUGCGACGCGCGCGGCCUCGACAACUGCGGCGACGAGUCGGACGAGACGCACAUCCUGCCGCCCGCGUGCGCCGGGUGGCUGCCCACAGCGGGGCCUGACGGGGCCGCCCCCAACGCCUCCCUGAGGGCCCCGGGGCCCUUCCCCACCCCGGCAUGCGGGGUGCUGUUCCGACCCAGCCGGGAGCCUCGCGAGCCCCCAGGAAACCUCGCGACCCAGCCAGGCUCCGUGGCGGUGGCCGUGCCGGGCGCCGCGCUCACUCCGGACGGGGGCCCGGCUCGUCCCCCUCUUCCUCCGGGCGGUGGCCCCGAGCCACCUCGCCCGGCCCGCGGCUCCGUGGUGGGGCCCGGCGUGGCGGCGGCUCUCCUCUCCGCGCUGCUGCUGGGGCUGGCGCUGUGGUGCUGCUGCUGCGCGUGCCCCGGGUGGUGCGCCUGGCGGCUGGGCGCGUGCGCCCCGCUCGUGCCCGCCUGCUGCGCCCGCAAGGCGGCGGGCCGGCGCGUCAAUCCUGGCGGCGGCGGCGGCGGCGGCGGUGCUGACAACGACACACGCCCCGCCCUGCCUUAAGGCCCGACCAAGGGGCCCUGCGUUCUCGCCGAGAAGUAAUUUCGGGGUCGCCACGUAGACUGCAGUAGGAUGGCACGUGACUAGGUAGCCCGCAUACCCGUAGCGAGGCGUAAUCCAGGAUGUGGUGUGCCGGGUGUGGAAAUAUCGUCCCCGGCCGCUGGUAGUCUGGAGUAGGGUGGCACGUGGCUAGUAGAAGCAUACUGUAGCUGAGAGGUAAAAGUGCAUGUCGCGUGCCAGGCGCGGAAAUAUUUACCGGGCAUCGCCGACUCGCGUGGAACAUGGCUGACAAAAUUACACGGUGGACCUGACGCCUGUACUGGGAGGGACAAUUGAUCGGAGGGGCUGGGGGAGGGCAUUUAAUUCCUUGCCCCAGGGCCAAUGGCAACCACAGUUGACACCCGUUACAGACACGGAAGGCGUACUACACAAAUAACCUUCACCCGCCACGGCCGUGACGAGUCGGGGAACGAAGGCGGUUCUCGGGCUCACCACACGAGACGCGUCGUGCGCCCAAGACUCGAAUGUUUGCGAUUGACGCCGAUGUCGUGCAGUGGAUGUUUAGGCUGAAAUAAAAUAUAGCAAAGCGACGCGGACAAGGGAGGCGGAAAAUCCAAAGGAGGCUUCACAGUUCUCACGUUCAGUUUAACACGUAGUAGCAGUAGGCUUUCGCGAGCAAUAUCAUCCAGGUUUUUUUUGGGUUAGAUCGCGUAAAUAUAUAAAUGUGUCAUUAAACCCGCCACCACCCAACACAGCCAACUAGUAAGGUUUGUCACGUUAACAAAACGUGGCCAAUUCGUUACUAGCACAGCACACCGGCGUGUUGGAGAGCCGAGCGGCAACAUUUACAAUCACGUGAAGCUUGCUGUCCACCGGUGGCCACCGCCAUGGUCCGCGGUGGACAUUCCGUCUCCCCGGGCAGACAUUCUACAGUGACGAACGGCAGGUGCAAGCCAAACUAUAUCACGUGAGCCUGGACACACACACAACGCACAACCAACGCAGUGACUUUACGGAGCAAAACAAGCAAAACCCGGGGGAACGUGAAACAGCCUCACCGGGAACUGCGCAACAAACACUCAAACCGGAGCCAUCCGGGCCCCAAUGGUUUCUUGAAACGACAAGACGAACAACCCCACACGUUUUGGAGUGGAACGAAAGGAGGGAGCGUGCCCUGGUGGCGGACACCGGUGAACACCAGGCUGAGCGUGACCACGAAGUCCGAGCUUGUUUGACCCGGUGGCCACAGUCCGAUUCCUCUGUGAUGAGGAGAUGGACGUAUAGCCGAAUCCCCAAGGAAAGUAGGAGGGCCAAAGACGUGCCUCUGAAUGAGAAACGAGCAACAGGGAGUGGUUUAACUGCGACGCGGCCGCUGAGAGGACCGCUGUCCUCCCACAGAGGCUCUCUCCGGGGCCACGCAGGGGUGUCGAGAAGCCAUCAAUGUCCCCAAGCCCUGCUGCCGGCCCAUCAGGUGGCUACUGCACGGGCAGAAGUUUGAAGGGGUUAAACCGGGGACGGCGGGUACCGUCCCAGCGACGGCGUAAGCCUCCCUGCACGCACUCCCGAGCCCCCCC